This is a messenger RNA of Erinaceus europaeus (western European hedgehog), 489 nucleotides long. RefSeq names its product secretoglobin family 3A member 2 (gene SCGB3A2). Lineage: Eukaryota; Metazoa; Chordata; Mammalia; Eulipotyphla; Erinaceidae. The record is from RefSeq and is a predicted model, not a curated record. The transcript has 3 exons. Bases 94 to 375 code for a protein of 93 amino acids.
GCAUACCAGAGAAACCGCUCACUGGUUUGGUAGAGUCAUUGGAUUUUUUUAGUUUAAUUUUCAACUCUAGGUAAACAUCACUGGUAACCUGUCAUGAAGUUGGUAAAUGUGUGCUUGCUGGUGGUGCUUGGCAUUUGCAGUUACUCUGCUAAGGCUUUCCUCAUCAAUAGUGUACCAAUUCCUGUUAAAGAUGCCUUACCUUUACCUGUGGACAACCUUAUCCCCUUUUUGGAUCCAUUGAAAAAUUUUCUGACAACUUUGGGCAUUUCUGUUGAGCACCUUGUGGAAGGGCUGAGGAAAUGUGUGGAUGAGUUGGGACCUGAGGCCUCUGAAUCCGUGAAAAAACUGCUGCGGGCCCUGUCUCAUUUGGUGUGACAGCAGGAUAAAGAGAAAGUGGAGGUGGAAGGAGGAUGAUUCUCCUUUCUCCCUGGCUGAGACUCAUUCUAACCAAUUACAAACCAACCAUCCUAAAUUGUAGUGAUUGAUGCG